This is a messenger RNA of Phyllopteryx taeniolatus (common seadragon), 1008 nucleotides long. RefSeq names its product translation machinery associated 16 homolog (gene tma16). The transcript is spliced from 7 exons. The coding region runs from base 108 to 704 and encodes 198 amino acids. Lineage: Eukaryota; Metazoa; Chordata; Actinopteri; Syngnathiformes; Syngnathidae. The record is from RefSeq and is a predicted model, not a curated record. Gene Ontology annotation, cellular component: nucleus.
UUUUCCCAUCUUUCGUUUACCCGGACCCUUUUUGCAGACGGAACUUAACACAGUCCGCUUCCGGUCGAGCUGUCAACAAACCAAGCCACGAGUUUCCAAAGCAGAGAAUGCCGAAGACACAGAAGAAGGGUAAAGCUCCGGAUAAGGUUGUGCAUCCGUACAGUCGGAAAGCAGCCUACAUGGCCCGGGAGGAAAUCCGACUCAAGAAAAAAGAACGACAUAAAGUUGACAAAGCUGCACGUCUCAACAACAUUGGUGAGAAGCUGUUAUGGUUUCAGAGCCAGUUGGAUCCGGAAAAGACAACAUACACCAAAAAGGAUGCAUGUGACAUCAUUGAAAGGUACCUGCAGCGGUACGACGGCGAACUGGAGCAGAUCGAGCUGAUGAACGGCAUCAAGGGGCGUCAGGGGCGUCUCCACGGCUCCAGGGAGGACGUCAUCAAGCAGACCAUCGAGCGCGAGCGGGCGCUCUACUGUGGUGCCGGGUUUGAGAUCCCAGACUUCAUUAACACAAAACAUCUGAAAACAUUCAGGGAAUGGACGGGAGAUCUGAAGAAACUUCCUAACAUUCGACUGAGAAAGGUUUCCAGCAUGGGCGUGGAAGUCAAGGAUCAAGAAGAGCAGAAGAACGACCAACAAGAAGCAGAGUUGGAUGAUGAGGCGGCGGCGUUGGACGAAAACACACUGAUGUCCGAUUCCAACUAAGACACUUAUGUUGUCUUUCAUGAGCCUUGUCAAAGACUUUCUAACAACAAACAACAAGGUCGACAGUUUGCUACACAUUUGCUACACUCUGUUUAUUGCACAAACAAGUGUGGUGGCUAAGCUAAAUAGGACGUUUUUUUUUUGUUUUUUUUUAUCCAAUCAAAGACAAGAAAGAGUAGUGGAGUUGUUAUGGUUUUUACUUUUUUUGUGGCAUCUCUGGUAGAAAAGUGAACACAUUGUAACAAAGUCAAUUUAAAUGUAAAGGUUUUUGUUUUUUUUCGACGUAGCGCCACAGUGAAAGACU